Paramecium sonneborni is the source of this 1029-nucleotide messenger RNA. Lineage: Eukaryota; Ciliophora; Oligohymenophorea; Peniculida; Parameciidae. The record is from the annotation of a GenBank genome assembly.
CUAAAAAUGAUGUCAAAAUAAUUGAAUAAAUAAAGAGAAAUUAAAGAAAGAGUUGAUAGCCUACCCUCAAUAGAAGCAGUUUCAAGUACAAAGUCUCGGAACUAGUUAAAAAGAAUUUUUAAACACUCAGAACUUCCAUAAGCUCAUUUUCAACAAACUUCUGACUCGAUUAGAUAACAUAGGAAAUUAAAAAUAGAUAAUUCAGAUUAUGCGAUUGAAUCAAAAUAAUAAACUUCAACAGCAAGAAAAUCUCCUUAAUAAUCAAAAUAUUAAUCUCCUUAAUUUUUCUCAAGAAAAAUGCAAUUUAGAAAUAACUCAUUAAUUAAUUUAAACUUAGAAGUUGUCAAUCAAAUUAAAGAAACUCCUUUUAAAGACACAACUCUAUUUUAAAUUAUUAACAAAAUAAGUUUAACCAUGAAUUAGUUACAUGAGUAUAAGAGUGAAAAAGCAAUUCUUUCGGCAACUGAUAAAUUGAUUAAAUCUUAUAUUCGAUUCUAAGAGAUAGAAUGGAUUUUUAAGAAUUUUAAACUCAGAGAUUGGUAAAGUGUGGAUACAAUAUUUCUUCGAAUACUUCAAAAUUUUACUAUUAAUAAUGAUAAUAAACUAAUUUAAAAAAAAAAUAAACCAGAUUAAUAUUUUUUACAAGUUCUUUCUGAUUUUUAGGAUAAAUUAGAAGAUCUUUUUAAAAAAUUAUGUGAUGAUUCUUAUCGUUAGUUAGAAGAAACAAUAAUGAAUUAAAAAUAAAAACUUUUAAGUAUUUAUUAUUAAUAUAUAUCUUCAGAUAAGGAAGUUGAAGUAAUGCAUUAAUUUUCAAAGUUAGGUAAGAAAGAAAGCUACAAUUAAUUUAAACUAAUUUUAAAUGAUACUUACAAAAUGAAUACUCGAGUAAUGGAGAGUUCCAUUAUGAAAUAAUUAAUUGAAUUCGAAGAUCGAUUUGGAAUGUUUAAAUAAAUAGAAAAUAGCAAUAGAUUUAUUUCAAACAGAAUAAACGAUUUAGUUUAUGACAUUAAAACUGUAAACAUAUCGUGA